This is a messenger RNA of Miscanthus lutarioriparius, 1842 nucleotides long. The record is from the annotation of a GenBank genome assembly. Lineage: Eukaryota; Viridiplantae; Streptophyta; Magnoliopsida; Poales; Poaceae.
AUGGAGGAGAGCCGGCUCGACACGCCGGCGAUGAGGAGAAUCAGUGACUGGAUAAUGUCACAAGAAUUCCCAAGCGAUAUUACCAUCCAGGUUGGGGAAGCGACCUUCAACUUACACAAGCUCCCGUUGGCAUCGAGAUGCGGCUACAUAAGGAAGCAGGUGUCGGGGAUCAAUGGCUCCAGGGUCACCCACAUCGACCUUACAGGCAUGCCGGGCGGCGCCGCGGCGUUCGAGCUCGUCACCAAGUUCUGCUACGGCGAGAACUUCGAGAUCACGGAGGACAACGUGGCCAUGCUGCGGUGCGCCGCCGAGCACUUGGAGAUGACCGACGACAGCAUGAGCGGGAACCUGGCCGCCAGGACGGAGGCCUACCUGGAGGCCGUGGCGCUGACGAGCCUCGCGGGCGCGGUCACCGUGCUCCGGAGGUCGGAGGACCUCCUCCCGGUGUCCGAGGAGGUGGACCUCGUCGGCAGGUGCGUCGACGCCAUCGCGUACAUCACCUGCAACGACAGCCAGUUCAACAUGUCCAUGGGCAACACCACGAACGGCAACGGCAUGGCCAUGUCGUCGUCCAAGGCCGUCGAUGACUGGUUGGCUGACGAGCUGACGUCGCUGCGGAUUGACACGUUCCAGAGAGUCCUCAUUGCCAUGAAGGCCAGGGGGUUCAAGGGCAUUGCUCUGGGCACGCUCAUCAAGCUCUAUGCUCAGAAGUCGCUGCGAAGACUGGACACACACGGAAGGGAGAAGGAAAAGAUGGACCCGAGGCAGGAACACGACAAGCGUGUGGUACUUGAAACCAUCGUGAGUCUGCUGCCGAAGGAGAAGAACUCCCUGUCCGUGAGCUUCCUCUCGAUGCUGCUUCGGGCAGCGCUGUGCCUGGACACGACCCUGGCGUGCCGACUCGACCUCGAGAAGCGGAUGGCCGCGCAGCUCGGGCAGGCCGUGCUGGACGACCUCCUGAUCCCGUCCUCCUCGCCCGAGGCCGGCACCACGUUUGACGUCGACGCGGUCCAGAGGGUCCUGGUCGGGUACCUGGAGCACGAGACCGAGGCGGCCCGGCUGGACUACAACACCGACGACGACUUCAUCUCGACGGCGUCGCCGCCCAACGACAUCGGAAUGGUCGGUAGGCUCAUGGAGUCGUACCUGGCCGAGAUUGCCUCGGACGUGGACCUGCCCAUUGACAAAUUCACCGGCCUUGCCGAGAUGAUCCCGGAACGAUCCAGGUUCAACGAGGAUGGCAUGUACCGUGCCAUCGACAUCUACUUGAAGGCGCAUCCGCAUCUGAGCGAGGCCGAGCGGAAGAAGGUGUGCCGGGUGAUGGACUGCCAGAAGCUGUCGCGCGAGGCGUGCGCGCACGCGGCGCAGAACGACCGGCUGCCAGUGCAGACGGUGGUGCAGGUCCUCUACCACGAGCAGCGGCGCCUGCGCGAGGCCCCUAAGCACGCGCCGCCACCGAGCAGCGUGUCGUCGUUCUACGGCGGCGAGUCCCUGGCCCCGUCGCCGCCAUACAGGCCGGCGCCGACGCCGAGCCUCCUGGGCCGGCACGCCCGGAGCGUACCGGACGACGUGUCGCGGCUGCAGCGGGAGAACGAGGAGCUCAAGAUGGAGCUGCUGCGGCUGAAGAUGCACCUGAGGGACCCGCCCGCGGCGCUCCCGCAGCCCAGUGGCGCUCCACCGUCGGGGCGCCGCCCGCCGCCGAAGAAGGCCGCGGGCGGCAGCGGGGGGUUCAUGAACAACGUGUCCAAGAAGCUCGGGCGGCUGAACCCAUUCCUGCGGCUUGAUGCCGUGGGCACGGAGCCGCCCAAGGAUCGGAGACGGAGGCGCUCCAUCGAAUGGUGA